UGAAGAUCCUUUGAAGAACAACUAAUACUACACACUUGAAUUAUUUUGCUGAUUUUUGAAAUGAAAAUUGUAUUGCUAGAAGAAUUCACAUUUAGUGAAAAUUCAGUUCCUUUCAAAAGUUGUCAUGCUUCUACUAUUGUUGAGGUGGAGAAACAUCAAUUUUUAGUUGCAUACUUUGGUGGAAGUGCUGAAGGAGCGCCGGACGUGAGAAUUUGGUUGCAGAGGUACAAAGAUGGAUGCUGGCAAUCUCCCGUUAUAGCCGAUGAAGAGCCUAAUGUUCCAAUGUGGAAUCCUGUGUUAUUUAAGGUUUCUAAUGAUGAGUUGCUUCUCUUUUAUAAAGUUGGUCCGGAUGUGCAAAAUUGGAGUGGAUGUAUGAAGAGGUCUCGUGAUGGAGGUAUUACUUGGAUGGAGCGCGAACAGCUCCCGCCGGGAGUAUUGGGACCAAUCAAGAAUAAGCCAAUCUUGCUGCAAAACGGGAAUUUGUAUUGUGGAUCUUCUGUGGAGAGUUGGAACUCAUGGGGUUCAUGGGUUGAGGUUACGGCGGAUGCAGGAAAAACAUGGAAGAAGUAUGGACCCAUAUGCAUCCAAAAUGAGCCAUUAGGAGUGAUUCAACCAGUUCCAUAUCUUACAGAGCAUUGCACUUUACGUGUUUUACUUCGGUCUUUCACUGGGUUAGAGAAGAUUUACAUGUCAGAGUCGCACGAUGAUGGAAUUAAUUGGAGUUGCGCAAAACCUACGGAACUUCCAAACCCGAAUUCGGGAUUUGAUGGUGUCAAAUUGAAUGAUGGUCGAUUGUUACUAGCUUACAAUACGAUAUCAAGAGGUGUUCUCAAAGUAGCUGUCUCUAAAGAUGAUGGUGAUUCCUGGAAUGAUUUGGUGACACUGGAGGAGGAUUUGGGUAUGGAAUUCUCUUAUCCUGCUGUCAUACAAAGCAAUGAUGGGUUAGUGCACAUUACAUACACAUACAAUAGGACCCAGAUUAAGCAUGUUGUUAUACAGCCUUUAGAAACCUAAUAUACAUGUUCUGCUGCAUUACAUUUCUCAUGUUCUUAGUUAUUCAAACUUGAGUUCUUUGUAGUUUCCUAUUGAUAAAAUCGAAAGUUAGAGACUCGCUGCUGAAAUAACCAAGUUUUAAGGCAUAACAGUGUAGACUCAUUACCUUUGUUAUUGCUGCCCAUUUGAUGGCUUUUCUGCAUUCAUCUUCUUGGGGACGACGGCAGCAGCAUCCGUCGUUUCCUCCUGCGAAUCCUGACGCUGUACCUUUGCAACCAGCAUUUAUUCUAAUUUCCUCUGAUCCAAGGAAGAGAGCUCGACGUUGUAUCCAGUUAGUUUAAUAUCUUCUUCUAGUUCAACUUCAACUUCAAAGAUCACCUCCACUCCACAAUCUCUCGGAUCAAAUACAAAACACUUGUCCGAAUCAGAAAUUUCAACUUAAU
Messenger RNA from Papaver somniferum (opium poppy), 1436 nucleotides. RefSeq lists its product as uncharacterized. The record is from RefSeq and is a predicted model, not a curated record. NCBI's taxonomy places the organism in Eukaryota, Viridiplantae, Streptophyta, Magnoliopsida, Ranunculales, Papaveraceae. The coding region runs from base 61 to 1014 and encodes 317 amino acids. The transcript has a single exon.